CCCCUUCUCCCUUCCCCUAUGCUGUGCGAAGCUGAGCACCGAAACCCUAACCUAGAGCUAUUUAGCUAUUUGACAGUCCUCCUAACUUCUGAAGUUUUUGCAAAAAUUAUUGGGUGUACAUGUGUACACCCAUGUCCCUUUACUGGUUCCGCCCCUGCUAACUGGAGUUUUGGUUGACCACCUGAAGCAGGGUUCUGCUGAACCCCAUGCCCAAAUUUAAAUCCAGCCCGAUUUGUAAGUCAUGCAGUUCGAUGAUGACCGGGACGCUGGUGUGGGUGGUGGCAACGGUGAAGUUGAUGACAGAGUGGACGAGCCUGCCAGCUGUUCAGAUGCCUACGCUGUGGCAUCAGCGCAAAUGCGACACCUCAUAUGCGUCGUGGACCAGAGGGUCGUAGGACUUUAUGCAAUGCGUGCGGCAUAGCUUGGGCAAAGGGGAAAAUGAGAAAAGUUAUUGAUUCUGAUACCCACAUAGAUGAUGCCACAGUUGCAAAAAUGGUGCCGGAAGUCGGCAUGGAAUUUGACAAUGAAGAUAAAGCAUAUGAGUUCUACAAUAGGUAUGCUGGACAUGUGGGAUUUAGUGUUCGUAAGAGUUCAUCAGACAAAUCAGCUGAAAAUAUCACAAGGUCAAGAACUUGUGUAUGCUCGAGAGAAGGUUUCCGAAAGGACAAGAAAGGAGCUAAAGAAGUUAAGAGACCACGACCAGAAACAAGAAUAGGGUGCCCUGCACGGAUGACAAUUAAGAUUACAUCAGAUGGUAAAUAUCGUAUUGCAGAAUUUGUAGCAGACCAUAACCAUGAGCCAGCACCCCCAUCAACCAUGCAUAUGCUGAGAUCUCAGAGAGUACUAACUGACCUGCAAACAACUGAAGCAGACUCUUCAGAAGAUUCAACAACACCUUCAAGGAUUUCCAGUGGUUGUUUAGUCAGGCAGGCAGGGGAAACUACAAACCUCAACUUUCUCCCUGCUGAUUACAGGACUUCCCUUCCUUCAAAGCGUAUGAAAAACAUGCAGCCCGGUGAUGCAGGGGCCGCUGUAAAGUACUUUCAGAGCAUGCAGAUGAGUAGUCCUUCAUUCUUCCAUGCUUUUCAACUCGAUGAGGAUGACAAACUGACCAACAUUUUCUGGGCUGAUUCCAAAUCUAGAACUGACUUCAGCUACUUUGGUGACGUAGUUUGUUUGGACACUACUUACAAGGUAAAUUCACAUGGCAGGCCAUUAAUGCUCUUCCUCGGAGUGAAUCACCAUAAGCAAAUUUCCAUAUUUGGCGCAGCUUUGCUUUACGAUGAAUCAAUGGAGUCUUUCAAGUGGUUGUUUGACACAUUCAAAGUUGCCACUGGUGGAAAGCAGCCAAAAACAAUCUUGACUGAUCAAUCAAUGACAGCAACAGCUGCCAUAACAGCAGCAUGGCCAGGUACAAUUCAUCGUCAUUGUCCAUGGCAAGUUUACCAAAAUGCUGUCAAACACCUUAAUCACAUCUUCCAAGGUUCUAAGACAUUUGCGAAGGAUCUGAGCAAAUGUGUUUAUGAAUAUGAGGAAGAAGAGGACUUCUUGCUGGGUUGGAGUACUAUGCUAGAGAAGUAUGAUCUCAGAAACAAUGAAUGGCUUCGCAAGUUGUUUCAAGAUCGAGAUAAAUGGGCUCCGGUGUACAAUAGGCAUGUCUUCACUGCAGAUAUAAAAAACUCACUGCAAUCAGAAAGUAUAAGUAGUGUCUUGAAAAAAUACUUGAGCCCACAGUUUAAUUUGUGUUCUUUCUUCAAGCAUUUUGAAAAAGUACUGGACGAACAUCGAUACUCAGAGCUACAAGCUGAUUUUCAUGCAAGCCAAAGCUUUCCAAGAAUACCUCCCUCCAAAAUGCUGAGGCAAGCUGCUAGCAUGUACACACCAGUAGUUUUUGAAAUUUUUCGUAGAGAGUUUGAGAUGUCUGUGGAUUCAGUAAUUUAUAGUUGUGGCGAGGCUGGGACUGCAUCUGACUAUAGAGUAGCAGUAACAGAUAAACCAGGGGAGCACUAUGUUAAGUUUGAAUCCAGUGACUUCUCUGCGGUUUGCAGCUGUAAAAAGUUUGAAUCAAUGGGUAUUCAGUGCUGCCAUGUGUUGAAGGUUCUUGACUUCAGAAAUAUAAAAGAGUUGCCACAAAAAUAUUUCAUGGGAAGAUGGAAGAAGGACGCAAAGUCUGCAAAUACAGGCAAUCAAGAAUUUCUGAACGAUGGAGCUUCACAAACUCCAAGCUCUUCUUUAAAUGGUCCAGGACCAUUUAUCCAUCACCAACACAUGGAAACAAAUAAUCAGACUAACCAUGAUUCCUCUGUUUCAAACUUGGACCAGCAAGGCCUUCAUGGAGACGCACAAAGGAAUCAGGAGUUCAGUACUUCAGUGUCUUCCACAUUUCUGACUUGCGGUUGUUCGACAGGGUUAUACCCCCGUGGCCGGGGUGCAGCAGCUAGAGUUCGUAGGGAAUUUUCAUCUAAACAAUGGAGCAGGUUUUUGAUAAAAAAAAAUUGAACUGGAGCUUUGGACCAGCUGGUAAAGAAGACCAUGAAACAUGCCAUUUAUUAUUCAGUUUUUUCAAUAUACUUUUCUCAUGAAAGCUUUGUUGCACAUGCCCUGUAAAUUAUAAUGUGUGUUUCGGUAGCAUCAGAAUGUAGAAUCUAGCUAGGUUUCUAGAAAGAUUAGGCACUGUUAGGCGGACCUUGAAUCAAUUUUUUUUGGCAGUCAGAUGUUUGGUUAUUUAAUGUUAUCAAGAAUGAAAGUUCAUUUGGCUUGUGGAUGGUAAUAGUCUCGAUCUUGUGUUGCUGAAAUGACCAUGUCGAACGAUGUAUUUUUU
Molecule: messenger RNA, 2821 nt
Organism: Sorghum bicolor (sorghum)
Lineage: Eukaryota; Viridiplantae; Streptophyta; Magnoliopsida; Poales; Poaceae
Product: protein FAR1-RELATED SEQUENCE 5
Exons: 5
Coding region: 370-2499 (709 amino acids)
Biological process (GO): regulation of DNA-templated transcription
Molecular function (GO): sequence-specific DNA binding; zinc ion binding
Source: RefSeq, a predicted model, not a curated record